AGUCUGUUUUUUGAUCUUUGAGCGAGAUGUAAAACAGAGAGAGCAAAAAAAAAAAGCGUCUUAGCUCGUCUCCAGCAUCGUACGAAGGAUCGCCAUUUCUGGACAUGGAUGGAUUAUGGAAUCAACCUCCCACGCAGCCAACGGCAUAUAUGCCCUGUAGGUCGCUCGAGGAUUAAGGCAAUAUAAUUGGAGAUGCACGCUGAGAAAAAGGAGCUGAAAAGAAAGAUCUUGAUGAUGAUACGAUGAUGGCGAUGGAUUCGAGUAAGCAAGACAGUUCGUGGUUUCUCCCUCAGACAAGAUGCCAGACAGAUUAGCGGAACAGUGACUUGCCACCAGCUUUUCCGAGCUGUUGGAGGCCAUUAAAUAAGCCGAUUCCAUUCUCUCUAAUCGAACUCAUAAAGCUAGAUCUCUUUUCCCUCGCCUUACAAAUCCAUGGCUUCUUCUUGCCUUGCUAAGCUUUUCGCAUGUUGCUGUUGGAUGCUCGUCAUGGUUCACGCCGUGGAUGAUGGAGAAGGAGGAGCUGGAAUGGAGACCGGUGAGCUCUUGGCUUUGUUCGAGGUGAUGGGUGCCCUGCUUCAGGACUCCGGCUGGGCUCAGCUCCAUCCCCGCCCGUGCACUGACACUCCGUGGCUUGGAGUCCAGUGCGAGAUGGUGCAGGAUCCUUAUCUCCAUGUCACGAAGCUCCACAUCGGGCCGGAUGUUGCCUCGCCGCCGUGCAAGAGCUCAGCGCGACUCUCGCCGGCGAUCCUCCGCCUGCCUUACCUCAAGAGCCUCUCUUUGCUCGGCUGCUUCCUCGCCGCUGACGACGAGUCGGUGCCCCUCCCUCCCUCCCUCUUCACCAACGCCUCAUCAUUGGAGCAGCUGGUGAUCAAGUCCAACGCCGGCCUCGCCGGGACCAUCCCUCCCUCCCUGGGCUCCCUCCGCCGCCUCAGGGUCCUCUGCCUCUCGCAGAAUGGCCUCCGUGGAGACAUCCCGAGGGAGCUCGGGUCGCUUGCGAGAUUAGAGCAACUCGACCUCAGCUACAACGAUCUCGCCGGCUCCAUCCCCGCGGAGAUUGGCGGACUUUCGAGCUUGACCAUCUUGGACCUGAGCUGGAACGGGCUGCGAGGCGAGAUCCCUCCUUCAAUCGGUCAGCUGCGGCGGCUCCAGAAGCUCGACCUGAGCUGCAACAACAUCUCAGGGAGGAUCCCAGCCGAGGCAGGCAGGUUGGAGAGUCUGGUCUUGCUGGAUUUGAGCCGCAACUCCUUGGCAGGGCCGCUGCCGGAUGGAUUAUCAGGUUUGAGGCGAGUCCAGUACUUCCUCGCCGAGAGCAACCCUAUCGGCACAGCCAUCCCUCGUUUUCUUGGGGCAAUCAAGAGCUUGAUGGUGCUCGACCUCUCAGGCUGCGGGCUCUCAGGCCCCGUGCCGCCAUUUCUUGCUGCGCUCGGCAACCUCACGACCCUGUCCUUGGACAGGAACAGGCUCAGUGGCAAAAUUCCUUGUUCGUUAGAGACAAUUCCCAACCUCGAUCAACUCAACCUCAGUCAAAACCUCCUCACCGGGGAGCUUGCUUUCUCCGACGAGUUCGUGAGGAGGCUCGGGGGGAGACUGGAUGUGAGGGACAACCGGGGGCUGUGCAUGAACCCACCCAGCCACCGGAACCCUCUUCUCCCAUUCUACUCGCAAGCUCCGCCAUGUCUGACCACUGCCAGCUCCAUCAGCAACAGUGGCCCAGAGACAAACAACGAGACAAUGAAGUCGAUUUCCAACACUUUGAGAUCGAAUCAUGCAACACUCAUUGCUGGCUUGGUUGUGGUCGUGAUCAUAGCAGUAGCUUCAGGUGUUUAAUCCGUGGACUACGUUGUUCAGCAGCGACAUUGAUGGUGGUGGUGGUGGUGGUGCAGAGGAGGGCAGAACUGGAAGAAGGGCAUGUACGCAUCAGAUGUGCCUGAGAUGGAAAGGGGCUAACUUGGAUGCUAAACUGAUCCAUCUUAUGAAAUUUAUUGUUCUACUUGUUAUUUGACAGUCAAGGUCGAGGCUUAUGUGAAGAGACAGGUGAAUGCCGAACGUGAUUUCACAUGCAUUGGUUGUGGGAAAAAACAAACAUCAGAAGUCACAUCGUAUUAUUUAAUGGAUAUAUUGCAUUUCAGACAA
Molecule: messenger RNA, 2133 nt
Organism: Zingiber officinale
Lineage: Eukaryota; Viridiplantae; Streptophyta; Magnoliopsida; Zingiberales; Zingiberaceae
Product: receptor like protein 29-like
Exons: 2
Coding region: 433-1827 (464 amino acids)
Molecular function (GO): protein binding
Source: RefSeq, a predicted model, not a curated record